Messenger RNA from Sardina pilchardus (European sardine), 1536 nucleotides. Its product is annotated as G2/mitotic-specific cyclin-B2-like. The transcript is spliced from 8 exons. Gene Ontology annotation, cellular component: cyclin-dependent protein kinase holoenzyme complex; nucleus; cytoplasm. Bases 124 to 1278 code for a protein of 384 amino acids. The record is from RefSeq and is a predicted model, not a curated record. Gene Ontology annotation, molecular function: cyclin-dependent protein serine/threonine kinase regulator activity. Lineage: Eukaryota; Metazoa; Chordata; Actinopteri; Clupeiformes; Clupeidae. Gene Ontology annotation, biological process: regulation of cyclin-dependent protein serine/threonine kinase activity; mitotic cell cycle phase transition.
UGAGAGCUAGGGGAGCGGUAUUUGAAUAGCGUGGGGGCAUUCUCUAGUUUACGGCGUCGAGGAGGUCUGUUUUGUCUCACCUGUUUCUUUUGCGUUUGUUAUAGACCACACUACGUAAUCACAAUGGAAGUGCGCCCUGCUCGAAACAAUGUGAGGAACAUCACCACUAGAACAAAAGGCAUGGCAGGGGUUGGCCUAGCGCACAGGGCUGUGUUGGGAGAGCUCUCCAACGUUCCCAUCGCGGUCAGGACCGGACCUGCGCCUGGCAAGAAAGUGGCCCCGAAACCUCUACCAUCGGUUCAGCCAGUUGCUCGACAGCCCGAACGGGCUCCAGUGCUUCCAAAGCUUCCAGUCCCCAUAGAGACUGUUCCGGUCUAUCAAGAUGUCUCGAUGAAGGAGGAGGAGCUGUGUCAAGCGUUCUCCGAAGCUCUUAUUGAGGACAUUGAUGAAGGCGAUGGAGAUCAGCCACAGCUUUGCUCAGAAUACGUGAAGGACAUCUAUGCUUAUUUGCGGAGUCUCGAGUUGCAACAGACCAUUCGGGCGAAGUACAUGACCGGCUAUGAGAUUAAUGAACGCAUGCGCGCCCUCCUGAUCGACUGGCUUAUUCAGGUGCACUCCAGGUUCCAGCUGCUCCCGGAGACCUUGUACAUGACUGUUGCCAUCCUCGAUCGCUUUCUGCAGGUACAGCCAGUUUCCCGUCGGAAGCUGCAGUUGGUGGGCGUGACUGCCAUGCUUCUGGCAUCCAAGUACGAGGAGAUGUUUGCCCCAGAGGUGGGGGACUUUGCCUACAUCACGGACAACGCCUUCAGCCGCGCACAGAUCCGCGAAAUGGAGGUGCUCAUCCUCCGGGGUCUCAACUUUGAGCUGGGACGUCCACUACCGCUCCACUUCCUCAGGAGGGCAUCUAAGGCUGGGAAUGCUGACAUUGGGAAGCACACCCUGGCCAAGUACCUGUUGGAGCUGACCAUGACUGACUUCGAGAUGGUGCACUACCGUCCGUCAGAACUGGCAGCUGCUGCCUCCUGCCUCUCCCAGCUCGUGAUCGAAGGACAGAAAUGGACUCCCACGCAGCAGCACUACAGUACCUAUGAUGAGGCCCACCUCAAGCCCAUCAUGCAGCAUAUGGCCAAGAACGUGGUGAAGGUGAACGAGGGCCUCACCAAACAUGUGGCUGUGAAGAACAAGUAUGCCAGCCACAAGCUUAUGAGCAUCAGUCAACUGGAGCAGCUGAAGUCUUCAGUCAUCAAGGACCUGGCAGCUUCUCUGUUGACCAACUGAGAACAGAGGUUUUUUUUAUCACCUCCAACUGCACUUUAUUCUGUCCAUUUCAACCAGCCAGCUACCUGAUUGGGCAGGCAUUGCUGCUGCUUUUUUAAAGGUGUAAAUAUUUUUAAUAGACUGUACAAAUAAAUCAUUGGAUUAUAUUGAAACUGUUUUUAAUUUUUUACCUUUUACUUUUUAUUGCCUUGAAUCUUAAUGAGCUUAUUCAAUCAAUAUGUAUAGAUGUGAUUGUUUCAGUAAAAUGGGAGCAGCAAA